UCACAGUGGGCCCAAAAUAACAACUGCCAGAAUCGAAAAAAACUCUCCACUGUGCGGACGCGACGGAAGUGCGGUCGCUCUGUAUCUGAGCAUUAAAACCAAACGUUAAAUUUGUUUUUCGUUUCUUUGUUUCGUCGGAUUUUUGGAUUUUCCGUGGCGUGUGCUACUAAUCGUUCGUUAUCUAUUAGUGAAAAAAGAAGUCGAUGUAAAUAUUUAUUGUUUUCAUUUAAAACGGAGCCAAACAAUUGUGUGUAUGUGUGGUUGCCUGCGCUGUGUGUGUGUGAGUGUUUGGCUGAAAAAGUGAAAAUGCUAUUUGGGCCAUAAUUGUAUGAAAAUUCUUAGCAACAACAAAGCCGACACCUCGACAACAAAUAAUCGUGGCACAAAAAUGUGAAAAACAGCAAAUGAAAACGAAAAAAAGGUUCAGGCAAAGGCAAAGAAAUGAAAAAGUGAGCGGCGGUGGCGGCGGGUUUUUUCGGUUGCGUGGUAAAUGACCAGAGAGCCUGAUGAAGGCCUCAACUGCUGCGAGGCCAGUGAUGACGUCCGCCACGUGCCGGGCUUGGUGCUAAGAGCAGUUCUGGACUGGAAAGCUCUGCCAGAUUCCCAAUAAGGAUAAGAAGCCAUCGACAGCAGCGACCAGAGGACCAUACAUAUCCGAGGAGAUCGAGGCCAGGCCGAAGACGGUGACCUGAUGGUUGUGGCCUGCGAAGAUGCCCUCAGCGAACACCGAAGACUUGCGGCGAAAGUUUCUAGUGGUGCAGCAGCAGCGCUCCGCCCCACCCAACCUCUCCGGCGACAACCCACCACAACCGUCGACCCUGCCCCUGCCCCAUGCCUCUGCCACCACCAGCCUGAUGAUGACCACGCCCGCGGGCCUGGGAGGAGUAGCUGGCGAACCGGAGCGGACGUAUGUCUUUCCGGGCGGCAAUCCGGUCGUAGGUAGCGCCCCCGGCGGCGGCCAGGGCAUCCCCGGCGUGGCAGUCGCGGCUGCGUCGCGGGGACACGCCCGGUCCAUCAGCCACGGCGGAGGAGCCAUCGUGGCCGCCAAUGGCCGGCCCAUCAAGUCGGCCAUGAAGGGCCACCAGCGGGCCUUCUCCCAGGGCCAGAUCACCGACUCGCCCCCGGGCAGUGCGGCGCCCACGGGGCGGGGCCACAGCCGGGUUGGAUCCAAGACCGACUUCAUCCUGCCGCCGGGCCACAAGGAGGAGCCGGUGCGGGAGCCCUCGGCCCCCACCUCGGCGACGGGAGGACGCGGCCACUCCCGGCAGGCCUCCCGCUCCGAGUCGAUAUACACCCUCCGGCGGACGGAGGACCCGCCCUGGUGGAAGCGGUUCACGCUCUGCAACUACAAAACCAGCGACAAGUUCGAGGAGCGCAGCUACCGGAUGGUGGUGCCCAACCACACAGUGCCGCCGAAGACCCCCAAGCGGGACCACCCCAACGGCCACUUUGUCGGCAACAAGAUCCGGACGACCAAGUACACGCUGCUCUCGUUCAUCCCGAAGAACCUGCUGGAGCAGUUCCACCGCGUGGCCAACCUGUACUUCAUCUUCAUCGUCCUGCUGAACUGGGUGCCGGCGAUCAACGCCUUCGGCAAGGAGGUGGCCAUGAUCCCGGUGCUGUUCGUGCUCGGGGUGACGGCGGUGAAGGACUUGUUCGAGGAUCGGAGGCGGAGGGCAUCCGACAAGCGGAUCAACAACACCACCUGCAGGGUGUACGACGGGGAGACGGAGCGGUACAAGAAGGUGAAGUGGCAGGACCUGCGUGUCGGGGACAUCGUCCACCUGUCCAACAACGAAACAGUGCCGGCGGACAUCCUCCUGCUGCGGACAAGCGACCCCCAUGGGGUGUGCUACAUAGACACCUGCGACCUGGACGGGGAGACCAAUCUGAAGCGGCGCGAGGUUGUGCGCGGCUUCGAGGAGAUGCAGAGCAUUUUUGUGCCCAGCAAGUUUGUGAGUCGCGUGGAGGCGGAUGCGCCGACCACCAAGCUCUAUAGAUUCCAUGGGGCCUUAAUACAUCCGACUGGGGAGCGUGUGCCCAUCUCGACCGAGUGCCUUUUGCUGAGAGAAAGCAGACUGAAGAAUACGGACUACAUCGAGGGUAUCGUCGUCUACGCGGGACAUGAGACCAAGUCGAUGCUGAACAACAGUGGUCCGAGGUACAAGCGCUCCCAGGUGGAACAGCAAAUGAAUAUUGAUGUGAUAUGGUGUGUGAUAAUACUGUUGUUGCUGUGCGUGGUGGGCGCCAUCGGGUGCCGGAUGUGGCUCAGCUCCUUCACCAACUUCCCGGUGCCCUACCUGCCCUUCGAAGUGAACCCCGUUGUGGAGGGCAUGCUGACCUUCUGGACGUACAUCAUCAUCCUGCAGGUGAUGAUCCCCCUGUCGCUGUACGUCACCAUCGAGCUCUGCAAGAUCCUGCAGGUGUUCCACAUCCACAACAACAUCGACCUCUACGACGCCGACACCAACAAGCAAACUGAGUGCCGGGCCAUGAACAUCACGGAGGAACUGGGCCAGAUUCAGCACAUAUUCUCCGACAAGACGGGCACUCUCACCGAGAACAAGAUGAUUUUCCGGCGGUGCGUGGUCAACGGAGCGGACUACAACCACCCGCCCUCCGAGCUGGAAAAGAUGUACUCGAAGCCGGGAGCCCCGGCCCCGCCGCUGCUGCCCAACGACAAUCUGAUCAGUGACAUGGCGCAGCUGGCGCCGGGCUCCUACCUGGCGCCGCCGGCCCAGCGCAUCCAGGAGUUCCUCAUGGUGCUGGCCAUCUGCAACACGGUCAUCGUGGGCGCCGCCCCGCACCGGGACCUGAUGAACGCCAGCGGCAUAAUCGAGGUGCAGCAAACGGGCUGCAGCCCGGCGACCCUCAAGCUCACCAAGCAGCGGCAGAAGCUGCUGGCCAGCACCACCACCACCACCACGACCACCACGAUACUGAAUGGGCCGGCGCCCCAGCAGCCAGCCUCCAUUCCGGCAGAUCGCUACAUUCGGCUGGCGGAGUCACGAUCGGUGACGCCAUCGCCGCCGCCGAACCUGCUCUUCGCCCUGCCCGCCCAGAGCCACCAGCCCACUCUCUCGCCGAUCAGCAGCUCGGCCGAGUCGUCGCCCAACUCCGAGUCGGAGUCCCCCUCCCCGCCGAUGAAGAGCAAGGCGCUGUCAAACAGCAUAUCCCCGACGGGAAGGGCCAAGGCGGUCUUCAACUCGAAGAUCACCAGCAUAGCCACCUUCCUGAACGGCAAGACUCAGGGCAAGCGGAUGAAGAUGACGUCGACCAAGUCGGAGACGAUUUACAGAACAGCCGACGGAAGACCCUUGUACGAGGCCGAGAGCCCGGAUGAGCUGGCUCUGGUGAAUGCCGCCUACAGCUACGACUGCUGCCUGCUGAACCGCAGUCCCAACCACAUCCUGGUCAGCAUGCCCACCACUGGCACCCCGGUGGAGUACGAAAUACUCAAGAUCCUGCCCUUCGACUCCAGUCGCAAGUGCAUGUCGAUUGUGGUGCGGCGCACGGGAACCCAGGAGAUCGUGCUGUACACCAAGGGGGCCGACAGCUCCAUCAUGCCAGUGCUGGCACCCUGCCCCAACAACAGUCCCGAAGGCAUUCUGCGCGAGCAGACGCAGCAGCAGCUGGAUCGGUAUGCACGAGAGGGUCUGCGCAUCCUGGUGAUGGCCAAGAGGACCCUCAACUCCGCCGACUACACGGACUGGUGGGCGCGUCACCAGGAGAUCGAAAUGUCGCUGGAGAACCGCGAGCGCAGACUGCGCGACUCGUUCGCCAAGCUGGAGAGCAACUUGACGCUGCUCGGAGCAACGGGCAUUGAGGAUCGGCUGCAGGACGGAGUGCCCGAGACGAUAGCCUCGCUGCUGGCCGCCGGAGUCUCCGUGUGGGUGCUGACGGGCGACAAGCCCGAAACGGCCAUCAACAUAGCCUACUCCGCGAAGCUGUUCACCCAGCAAAUGGAGUUGAUCAAGCUAACGGCGCGAUCUCGGGAUGCUGCGGAGACGGCCAUAAACUUCUACCUGACUGACAUAGAGAAUGCCAAGACCACGUCCUCGCUGGGCUACGGCCAGACGCUGAGAAAGAAGCAACGGGCAUUGGUGGUGGACGGCAAGACCCUGACCUUCAUCCUAGAUCCAAAAUCGAAGCUCAUUUUGCCAUUCUUGCGACUGGCCAAGCGAUGCGCCUCGGUGCUCUGCUGUCGCUCCACGCCGCUCCAGAAGGCAUACCUAGUCAAGGUGGUCAAGGAGGAGCUGAACCUGCGGACGCUGGCCAUCGGAGACGGGGCCAACGACGUGUCCAUGAUCCAAAUGGCCGACGUGGGCGUGGGAAUCUCCGGCCAGGAGGGCAUGCAGGCCGUGAUGGCCGCCGACUUCACCCUGUCCCGGUUUCGCUACCUGGAGAGGUUGUUGCUCUCGCAUGGCUACUGGUGCUACGACCGACUGUCCCGAAUGAUUUUGUAUUUCUUCUACAAGAAUGCGGCCUUUGUCUUUCUGAUAUUCUGGUACCAGCUGUACUGCGGCUUCUCCGGCUCCGUCAUGAUGGACCAGAUGUACUUGAUGCUCUACAAUCUGAUCUUCACGUCCCUGCCGCCCCUGGCCAUCGGUGUGUAUGACAAGCGCGUGCCCGAAGACCUCCUCUUGAAGAAUCCAUAUCUGUACAAAAAUGGCCGGCUGGGCGUCGCAUAUAGGCCGCACGACUUCUGGCUGAUACUGCUCGACGCUCUCUACCAGAGCCUGGUCAUAUUCUUCGUGGCGCUGUGCGCCUACGCGGAGAGCGACGUCGGCAUUUGGGAGUUUGGGACGACGAUAACGGCCUCCUGCCUGUUUGCCAACCUGGUGCACUGCGCCAUCGAAAUUCGUUCCUGGACUGUGCUGCACGUCAUAUCCAUAGCGGUUAGCCUAGCUUCCUUCUACCUCUUCUCGAUCGUGUACAACUCCAUGUGCGUCAAUUGCUUCGGCCUGCCCUCCACCUACUGGGUGAUCUUUGUGUGCUUUGGCUCCGCUGUUCACUGGCUGGUGAUACUGCUCUCCACAGUGGUGGCUGUGCUGCCACGCCUUCUACUGACCACCGUGCGCAUCUCGCUCUGUCCCGACGACAGCACCAAAGUCAUUCUGCAGAGCAAGCGGGAGCGCAGCAGAGGUGAGGGUUUAUUAGUUACUUGGUCGCGGUCGACAUCAGCCUCAUCGAUCUAUAGAAUCACCGAUUAUGGGUCUAAGAAUCAGAUUAUAACAACGAUUACCUGAUCGAGCGCCAAAAUGCAACUCAUCGGCUAUCUCGGCACCAUCCUAGGAUAAGGACACGACUAGCAAACCCACAAACUUGAUCACAUGUGCUUUCACUCUAAAUAUGUGGCCUUCGACACCGAUUAUUAAUAACAUUGUAUUAGUUAUAUAGACGUUUAGUUGUUCCGAUUUCUUUGUAGCUUCUCCUCGAGGGACUAGAUUGAAUGUACUUAGUAACCAAUUGAAUUAAAUUGUUUAGCGAAUUAUUUGUUAAAGAAGCGCGUAGACUCCCACUCCCAAUCUGACUCUUAAGUACGGAGGAAAGGAAAGCAAUUGCACUUAUGUAUGUCGUAGUUUACAUAUUUAUUUGUAUAUAAGUUGAGAUUUAGUGAUCUAGGACCGUAGCGAAGCAACCUAAUCGACUAUUGUUAAACAGAAGCGAAAAUACAAUGCUAUUACAGGUCGCUACCACGUACGACUACUUUAACUAGCUAAACUAACUAAUAUGUAAAAUGUAUAUCACCCUAACCGAAAUACUUGACAAUUCAAACACAACAGAACUGCAAUUCGACUGCUAGUUCGAUGAAAAGGCUGUGAUUCUACACUCAUGAAGAAUAAACCUAAGCAUAAGAUAUGUAUACACCUACCUAUAUUCAUAGACCACUAUGUUAGAUGGAUUAAUUUGUGUUUCUUGAUUUGUUGUGCGAGCAGGUGAACCUUUUACUUUUCUAUUGAGACCAUGCACUGACAAGUGGUAUUAAUCGAUUGUUGUAAUCCAUUAGUUGUACUAAACCAUUACUAUACUCCUCGUAGUUCUCUUCAAAAAGAUAACCGUAAGACAACCCCUAAAUGCAAUUCGAAAUUAACUAGGUACGUUAACACGUUAACAGGAAAAUACCAGAGAGCAAAAAUCGUUAGCUGAAUAUUUACAUUGUUGAAAAGCAAGAAAUCAUUAAAUGAAAUAAAUGUAUAUUUACCUUA
This is a messenger RNA of Drosophila ananassae, 6209 nucleotides long. Its product is annotated as phospholipid-transporting ATPase VA. Gene Ontology annotation, cellular component: plasma membrane. Gene Ontology annotation, biological process: phospholipid translocation. The coding region runs from base 711 to 5249 and encodes 1512 amino acids. Gene Ontology annotation, molecular function: ATPase-coupled intramembrane lipid carrier activity; ATP hydrolysis activity; ATP binding. The transcript has 15 exons. Lineage: Eukaryota; Metazoa; Arthropoda; Insecta; Diptera; Drosophilidae. The record is from RefSeq and is a predicted model, not a curated record.